AAGUGCUUCGUUUGUUGUGAUCAAUGUUAAGCGAAUUGCAUCCUUUUUUAAUAUUCGAUAUUUUCUCAGUGGGAAAGAGACAAUGUUACAUAAUAAAUAAAUGUAAUGACCGACUUAAUAGCUCAUAAGUACCUUAUGAUGCACAAUAAUAAUGGAUCAUACGGCAGCGCGAGUGAUCUAUUGGACAGCCAUGUGCUGGGGCGCGACAAGCUGGUGGAGCCCGCCAUGGAGAGGUCCACGAGGUCCAGUCUGGACGCCAACAGUGUUGACAUCGGUGAAAUAACUGAAUCUCCAGAUACGGAGUAUAUGAGUACGUCUGCUAUUCUACACUAUUGUAAAUCUAAGAUAUUGCUUCCUUAUCUUAAACUUUUAACAAUAAUGGGAUUGCGUCCAGUCGUCGAUUCUUCAAAUUCCUCAAGAUUCUCUAUAUGUUUGUCACACUUACAUUCUGCGCAAGUUGCAGUAUUUAUGUGUUUAGGAUACAUACUUCAGUACAUGGCAUGUUUCAGACGAGACCGAGGUUUCUGCUACAAGCUGGUGCCGCUGGCGCUGGAGUCGUCCCUCGAGUACGAGACGUACAAGCAAGUGUGCUACGGGAACGUGACGCUGACGUACAUCGGCCCCAGCAUACUGCACUUCCUGGGCUUCCUCUACGCUCUCUAUUUGUUUAGAAUAUCCGAUAAUGAGCAGCUCCAGAAUCUUAUGGAAAGGGUAUUUUUACUAUCGUCGUACACCCAGCAGGGCAUGGCCUCGGCCAACCCGAAGCGGCUCUUGCGCCUGCUGUGGACGUUCAUCAUUCUGAGCGUGUUGUGGAUGUGCCUGUCGCUCUGCUCGGUCAACCUCAUGAUGGCCGAGGGCACCAUCAUGUUCCGGUGGAUGGAACAAAGUUCAAAACAAACCCUGUUAAUCCUGAAGAUCCUGCUGGUCGCCUGCACGCUGGUGCACGACAUGGUGCAGGCGACCAUCAUCACGAGCUACUGCCUGCAGGCGCAGCUGCUGCAGGCGCACCUCAUGUACCUCAAGGAGCGCCUGCUCAACAGAUCCACCACGCCACUCAAUUGGAUGCGAGAGAUCGCCGAGUUCCAGAAGCUCCUCAAGUAUUUGAACGACGACCUGGCGCCGGCGGUGUGCCUGUUCACGAUCGUGAACAUCUCGUGGGUGGCGUCCGGCGCCAUGUGGAUGUAUAGCCUGGACAAGGUCGACACGCAGACGGAGCCCAUCGUCGGGAUCAGUUUGCUGAACUUGCUGCUGUGGAUCUCGGCGGCUAUCGUGCCAUUUAUACAGGCAGCGCGCCUCUCAAAAGAGUGCCGGCGUACAGAGAGCGUGGGCCACGAGCUCUGCGUCCGCCCGUUCCUGCACCAAGACACGCCGCACGAGGACGUGGCCGCCGUGCUCAUGUACUCCACGACGCUGAGACUACGCGCCAAGCUGUUCCACCAUCCAGUCGCCGGCCGGUAUCUCUGGCUAGUGCUUACUGUAACACUCGUUGGGCUGUUCUCGCUGGGCAUGUGCCAUUAUAUAUAACGACUUAACGACACGGCCAUCCUGAUAUAGGUCACGUCCCACUGGUAUCCAGAAUUAAAGACUUUAUCCUGCACCCAGACACGCCGCACGAGGACGUCGCCGCCGUGCUCAUGUACUCCACGACGCUGAGACUGCGCGCCAAGCUGUUCCACCAUCCAGUCGCCGGCCGGUAUCUCUGGCUAGUGCUUACUAUAACACUCGUUGGGCUGUUCUCGCUGGGCAUGUGCCAUUAUAUAUAACGACUUAACGACACGGCCAUCCUGAUAUAGGUCAGGUCCCACUAGUAUCCAGAAUAACCCCCUUAUUCAUAAACGUUUACUAAAGUUAACAAGCCGAUAAUAAUCGUUUGUCCCUUUCCACCAUACCAAUACGUCGGAAAGGGACAAACGAUUAUUAUCGGCUUGUCAACUUUAGUAAACGUUUAUGAAUAAGGGGGUUAGACUUUGUGCAAGCGCGUAACAAGAUUAUAGCGUACCGCGUUGCGGUAGCUCCUAAUGCUCAUAAAGACAGAUGGAAUACCAGUUUACCGAAAUACUUUUCGUUACUUAUUUCACCUGUUAAAAAUCUUUCUAUAAACAAAAUGGCAAUACUCUACACUGGCUUGAGUUCGGACUUUUUUUAUAAAGUUAGAAAUGUAGUAAAAUUUUCUAUUAUUAAUAAUUUAAAAUAAUGAAUGUUUUUUUUAAUUACCAUAAUGUUUUGGUUUACAUUUAAUGUAACUAAUGUUUUGUUACAUGUCAAUGAAAUAAUAAAAUGCAGUUGAUUAAUUACA
Messenger RNA from Cydia fagiglandana, 2296 nucleotides. RefSeq lists its product as uncharacterized. Bases 106 to 1524 code for a protein of 472 amino acids. The record is from RefSeq and is a predicted model, not a curated record. NCBI's taxonomy places the organism in Eukaryota, Metazoa, Arthropoda, Insecta, Lepidoptera, Tortricidae. The transcript is spliced from 9 exons.